Sphaerulina musiva SO2202 is the source of this 1921-nucleotide messenger RNA. RefSeq lists its product as uncharacterized. Bases 28 to 1881 code for a protein of 617 amino acids. The record is from RefSeq and is a predicted model, not a curated record. The transcript has a single exon. Gene Ontology annotation, molecular function: hydrolase activity. Gene Ontology annotation, cellular component: cytosol. NCBI's taxonomy places the organism in Eukaryota, Fungi, Ascomycota, Dothideomycetes, Mycosphaerellales, Mycosphaerellaceae. Gene Ontology annotation, biological process: nucleotide catabolic process.
AUCGACGUACAAACACCCUGAGACGACAUGGUAUUCACGCGUAUACCAUUGCUUUUGACCCUCCUCCAUCUUCUCGCCACCGCUGAACAGCCCACCGCCCCCGAACCCAUCGCCGCUCCGCUCCGAGAGCUUCCCUGGGGCCAGCUCAACUUCCUGCACACCACAGACACGCAUGGCUGGCAUGGAGGACAUCUACAAGAAGCUCAGUACUCGGCCGACUGGGGCGACUAUAUCUCAUUCGCCCAUCAUUUGCACCGAAAGGCCGAUGCCGAUGGCAGCGAUUUGCUGCUCAUUGACACCGGCGAUAGGGUAGAGGGCAAUGGGUUGUACGACGCCAGCGAUCCCAAGGGCAAGUACACAUUCGAUGUUGUGAAGCACCAGGCCAUCGAUGUCAUCACUAGCGGAAACCAUGAGCUCUACAAGCAGAACACCAGCGACAACGAGUUCAACAAGGUUGUACCGGACUUCAGCGACGCAUACAUUGCGAGUAACCUCGACAUCUUCAAUCCCAAGACAGGGGAACAAGUGCCUCUUGCAAAGAGAUAUCGCAAGUUUACCACCAAGAACCAGGGCAUCCGAAUCGUGGCGUUUGGCUAUCUCUUCAACUUCAAGGGCAAUGCGAACAACACUGUCGUUACGCCCGUGGAAGACACGAUCAAGGAGCAGUGGUUCAAGGAUGCAAUUUCUGACAAAGAGGUGGACUUGUUCCUCGUGGCAGGACAUGUGCCGGUGAGGGAUAGUCCAGAGUUCGAGGCAGUCUACAAAGCUAUUCGUAGCGAGAACUGGGACAAACCCAUCGUGUUCUUUGGAGGACAUACACAUAUACGCGACUAUCGCAAAUUCGACAAGAAGGCAUGGGGCUUAGAGAGUGGACGCUACAUGGAGACUCUAGGCUUCUUGUCGAUAGAUGGUCUGACCACUGGCAAGAAAGACGACAGUCUACAGGCCGCAAAGUCCUUGGACUAUCGCAGAUUGUACAUUGACAACAACCUCUUCUCGCUACACCACCACUCUGGGACGAAUAAGUCCUCGUUCGGAACUGAACUAGGCAUGAAUGUCUCGAAAUCCAUCUCGAAAGCGAGAGAAGACCUCAAGCUAGAUCGUACCUUUGGUUGUGCACCGCAUGACUACUGGCUGAAUCGUGCACCUUACCCUGCAGAUGACAGCUUGCUCACCUGGCUAGAGACUCAAGUGCUCCCGGACACUCUCAAUCACACGAAGACGCCCACCAUUGCUCUCACGAACACUGGCGCCAUUCGCUUCGAUAUCUUCAAAGGCCCGUUCACGAUCGACUCCACGUUUCUUGUCUCUCCCUUCACGAGCGGUUUCAAAGUGCUCAACAAUGUACCGUACAAGGCCGCAAGCAAGGUCCUGAAUAUUCUGAACAAUCAAGGACCCAUCCUGCUGACCGACAUGCUGGCCAUGGCAGGCGAAGACGAAAACAAAUUGAGAGAACUGGCACCGCAUCAUCCAGUACGCGCAGAGUCUCUGCACUCAUCUGACGAAGCGCCCGAGAGGCUCCAUCUCCUUCUGAGCCAGACUCCCUUGGACAGCGGCGAUGACAAAUACACACCACAAGUGCCUGGCUACACGACGAAAGAUGAUGCUGGUACUGAUGGCGAUGACACGAUACAUCAGCCAAUACGGUUCUACAACGUACCAAACGUGAUUGGGACAAAUGUCAGCUUCCCUGCAACAGAGGGCGAGCCCGAGAAGGUUGAUUUAGUAUACAACGAAUUCAUCGAGAGCUGGGUUCUACUUGCGCUGAGGUACUUGGGCGAGAAACGUGAAGCAACAGAUGCAAGCUUCGCGAUUGAUGGCAAGACUUUGACGGAUGUCUUGUCUAAUUGGGUGCAGUCACAUUGGGCGUGCGAGGAAUAACAUGCCUGUGCUACGAAAUUAUGAAUUCUUGAUUCACUUU